Molecule: messenger RNA, 1626 nt
Organism: Theobroma umbraticum
Lineage: Eukaryota; Viridiplantae; Streptophyta; Magnoliopsida; Malvales; Malvaceae
Gene: AMY2
Product: alpha-amylase-like 2
Biological process (GO): carbohydrate metabolic process
Molecular function (GO): alpha-amylase activity; calcium ion binding
Source: RefSeq, a predicted model, not a curated record
GGCUGCAACUCCGUGAUUCCAAUUCGCGGGUCUUUGUCCAGGUUUUCCUUCUUUCUUCUUUUGUUCUUCUUCCCUCUAUUUAUAGGCCGAGAACGCCAGAACCAAUCCACGCUGCGAUCGCAACCUCAGUUUUCCUUGGGUAUCUCUGUGCUCCAUUUUCCACGAUCCAGCGUCAAAUUUGAGUAUGGGUAACUUCAACAACACUGUUGAAGAAAGCACUGAUCCAGGUGCUGUGUUGCGCAAUGGAAGGGAAAUCCUUUUGCAGGGUUUUAACUGGGAGUCUCACAAAUAUGACUGGUGGAGAAACUUAGAAAAGAAAGUUCCUGACAUCGCAAAAUCUGGGUUUACAUCUGUAUGGUUGCCACCAGCAAGUAACUCUUUUUCACCAGAAGGGUACCUUCCCCAAAACCUUUAUUUACUCAAUUCUUCAUAUGGCUCUGAGCAGCUGUUGAAAGUUUUACUCCAAAAACUCAAGCAGUACAAAGUUAGAGCGAUGGCUGACAUAGUAAUCAAUCAUCGUAUUGGGACUACUCAAGGUCAUGGGGGAAUGUAUAACCGUUAUGAUGGAAUUCCACUAGCAUGGGAUGAGCGUGCUGUCACAUCUUGUACUGGUGGAUUGGGUAAUAGAAGCACUGGAGACAACUUCCAUGGGGUUCCAAAUAUUGAUCACAGCCAACAUUUUGUUCGGAAGGAUAUCAUAGGAUGGCUGCAUUGGCUACGCAGUGUUGGCUUUCGAGAUUUUCGCUUUGAUUUUGCAAGGGGUUACUCAGCAAAAUAUGUCAAAGAAUACAUUGAAGGAGCAAAGCCUAUUUUUUCUGUUGGGGAGUAUUGGGAUUCUUGCAACUACAAUGGAUAUGGAUUAGACUACAACCAAGAUAGCCAUCGACAAAGGAUCAUUAAUUGGAUUGAUGCCACUGGACAGCUUUCAACUGCAUUUGACUUCACAACAAAGGGGAUUCUUCAGGAAGCUGUGAAGGGGCAGUUUUGGCGCCUGCGUGACCCUCAAGGGAAGCCACCUGGUGUAAUGGGGUGGUGGCCCUCAAGGGCUGUCACAUUUAUCGAUAACCAUGAUACAGGCUCAACUCAGGCUCAUUGGCCUUUCCCCUCAAAUCAUAUUAUGGAGGGUUACGCAUACAUACUCACACAUCCAGGAAUACCCACUGUUUUUUAUGAUCACUUUUAUGAUUGGGGUAAUUCCAUCCACGAACAAAUUGUCAAAUUGAUGGAUGUUCGAAGGAGUCAAGAUAUUCACAGCCGGUCAUCUGUCAGAAUACUGGAGGCCCAGAACAACCUCUAUUCUGCAAUUAUUGGAGAAAAAGUAUGCAUGAAGAUUGGGGAUGGCUCAUGGUGCCCAACUGGGAGAGAAUGGACCCUAGCAACCUGCGGACAAAGAUAUGCAGUAUGGCAAAAGCAAUGAUUCUUGUAGACCUCCUUUCUAUUCAUUUUUACUCCCCUUUUACCGGGGAAUGGGUGCACAACCACUGGCAUGAUGGCUAGUAUUUAUAUCGCAUAAAUAAAGCAUCCCGUCUCCAAAUUUGCAUUGGAAACCAUUGGUGAUGCUUUGUAUGUCUUGAGAUUAACUGCAUUUACUAUCAAUAAUAUUAAUAGAUAGCGUCUUUGGUCUAA